Molecule: messenger RNA, 2608 nt
Organism: Hippocampus zosterae (dwarf seahorse)
Lineage: Eukaryota; Metazoa; Chordata; Actinopteri; Syngnathiformes; Syngnathidae
Gene: rfwd3
Product: ring finger and WD repeat domain 3
Exons: 13
Coding region: 213-2273 (686 amino acids)
Biological process (GO): protein ubiquitination; interstrand cross-link repair; double-strand break repair via homologous recombination
Cellular component (GO): site of double-strand break; nucleus
Molecular function (GO): protein binding; ubiquitin protein ligase activity
Source: RefSeq, a predicted model, not a curated record
AGCGAUCUUUGCUGCGAGCGUAACAGGAAGUGAAGUGGCGAAGCCCGGGAGAAACUCGCUUGUCUGCAGUUCCCGAUCGCCGAUUCUGACCACUUUUCACGCUUUUGCUUUGGGCUCCGCUGUGCUCCAGAGUCAGCGACGACCACCGGCGAUCCCGCGGGCCCGACGUGCCAUGAGAUGAACGGCGCCCGUAAACGUUGACUUCCGCACCGAUGGAAGCCAUGGAGGUGGACCCCCUGCAGCACAGCGCCACUGCCCCCGCCACCCCCACCGGCAUCCCCGCCGUCGCCCCUGCCGACGCCCCCCUCAUCAUCUCUGACUCGGGCAGCAGCACUGAAGUGGAUGAGGAUGACGACACGGGCGGCGGCGAGGGGGGAGGAGCCCGGGUGGUGGUCCCACUCACCCUUCCCGCCCCCUGGGCCUUCAGUCAGAGGAGGAGGGGUCGAGGCGGCUCCGCCACACAGUCGCCACGCGUGCGGAGGCGGGUUAGGCAGGGCUUCCGGGUGCACUACCCCAGCCAAACGGCGGCGCCCCCCAGAGGCUUCCCUGACUUUGUCCUGCGAGCCCCCGCGGCGGCGGGCCCCCACCGGCCGUCCAGCAGCACCGAGGCCAGCGAGUCCGAUGAGGAGGGGGAGGCGGCUGCGGCUGCCGUCCAACAGGCCCCGCCCACUCACGACAGCCAUGACGAUAAUGCGCGAGUGCAUGAAGGUGCUGCUGCUGCGCCGCCUGCUCCAGACAGCCAGAAAGAAGGACACGAUGGACCGACUGGCGUACAGCCGCCGGCGUCCCAAAGCGAGGAGGGCGAGGGCGACACGUGCAGCAUCUGCUUCGAAGCGUGGACGGCGGCGGGCGAGCAUCGCGUGGCCGCUCUCCGCUGCGGACAUCUUUUCGGCUUCACCUGCAUCCAGAGAUGGUUGGCGUCUCAGCGCUCCGCCGCCAAAUGUCCGCAGUGCAACAAGAAGGCCAAGCGCUCCGACAUCGUGCUGCUCUACGCCCCCAAGCUGAGGGCCAUGGACAACAGCGCGCACGAGAGCCUCAAGAGGUCUCUGGAGGAGGAGCAGUCCCGGAGGAGGAAGGCCGAGCUGGAAUCGGCGCAGUACAAACUCAAGCUUCAGGCCAUCUCCAACAAGUACGGUCAAGCUCAACAGGAACUGCAGGAGAUGAGAGCUCAGAUAGUUCAAGCCGGCGGGCGGUGCGCCGGCGGCGCCUCGUCGUCCCCGUCUCCUGGGGGCGCGCAGCUCACGGCGCCGUACAAUUUCCACGACGCCGUGCUGGUGUCCGCCGGCGGGGGCUGCAGGGUUUUGGCCCACUGCCAAUCGCUCAACUGUCUGCUGGCGUCGCAGCCGUCGGCGCACGCCGCGCUCCUGCCCGGCUGGGGCGUGAAGAAGGUGAGCCUGGCCCACAUCAGGUCCAGCCAGUACAUUCCCAUCCACGGCGCUCAAAUUCGAGCCUUGUGCUUCAACCGGCAGAACGACGGGCUGCUGCUCUCCGCAUCGCUGGACAACACCCUCAAACUCACCAGCCUGCCGGCCAACGCGGUGGUUCAGACGUACAACGCGGGCAAGCCGGUGUGGAGCUGCUGCUGGUGCGCCGACAAGCCCAAUUACGUCUACGCGGGUCUCAGCAACGGCUCCGUUCUGCUUUACGACAUCCGAGACACCGGCGCACACGUGCAGGAGUUCCAGCCGCUGCGCUCCAGGGCCCCGGUGGCGUCGCUGUGCUACAUCCCGCGCGCGGCGUCCAGCUCGUUCCCGUGCGGCGGGCUGAUCGCCGGCACGCUGGAGGGCGGCUACUUCUGGGAGCGGCUGGACGAGAGCACGUACAAGCCGCACGUCCUGCCGCUGGAGGCGGGAAGCUGCACCGACAUCCAGGUGGAGACGGAGAGCCGACAUUGCCUGGUCACGUACCGAGCCGGCCGGCUCCACCCGACGGUGCGCUGCGUCCUGAUGGCGCUGACCCGGACUCCGCAGCGGGACGACGGCGAGCCGCCCGGCUGCUCCUGCUCGCCCGUGCAUACCUUCAACGCCGGCUCGUCCUGCAAACUCCUCACCAAGAACGCCGUCUUUGCCGGUCCGCACGGAGGCGGCGCCCUGGUGUGCGCCGGAGACGAGGCCACGCAGUCCGCCAUGGUGUGGGAGGCGUCCAGCGGCGCUCUCCUCCAGAGGCUACCGGCCGACCUCCCCGUACUGGACAUCGCGCCGUUCGCCAUCGACGGCGAGCACUUCCUGGCCACGCUGACGGAAAAGAUGCUGAAGCUCUACAAGUGGAAGUGAAAAGGGCGCCCGGGCGUGAGCGCCAAUCGCGAGUGGAGGCGGCGCCCGGGUCGACUUUCUUCAUCAUGUUGGGUGUUUGGACACAAUCCCGGGAUGUUUUUAACGCCAGGGAAGACGCUUUCGGGGCCUUUCGGCACGUCGAAAGCGGCCUGGUUUCUCGGCAGCGGCGCAAAGUGCUCGUGGACCGUUUGUAGGAGGAGCCACGCGACCACAGAUGCUCCGAAUCAAGACAACAAAAGCAACCUUUGGCCUACUUUUUCACAUUCGUGUACAGUUUGUAUGAUGACCGAGGAUUGUUUUAUAUGCGUCAUGACGUUAUUUCUCUUUCAAUAAUA